This is a messenger RNA of Pseudovirgaria hyperparasitica, 1273 nucleotides long. RefSeq lists its product as uncharacterized. The transcript has 6 exons. Gene Ontology annotation, cellular component: endomembrane system; membrane. The record is from RefSeq and is a predicted model, not a curated record. Bases 215 to 934 code for a protein of 239 amino acids. Lineage: Eukaryota; Fungi; Ascomycota; Dothideomycetes; Acrospermales; Acrospermaceae.
CCUCCGUCUUUUCUUCGCCCUGCCCUUCACAUCAUCGCCAGAUCGAUCAAUCCUUCCAUCCACCAUCAUCCUCUUUUCCCCUGUCUCGACCUCCUUUUCCACUUCUUCCUCGUCCUUAUAUCGGCCUCUUCUGCCUUUCUUUGCACAUCUUUCCCCUGUAUAGUUAUUGCUCCGCCCGCCGUUUUGACUGUCCUACCAUCGGAUAAUUACCAUCAUGAGCAACGUCAAAGCAAAAGCCAAAGACAUUUUGCACCGCCAUCCUCUGCAGCGAGCCCAGUCUCCCUCCAGGGGUUGGUCUGCCGCGCUUCAUGUCGUAGCUCUGUGUAGCUUUGCCUAUUCCUUCAGAUACCUCGUCGUCAAUCCAAACCCCAUAAAUGAUAGCUAUGGCUGGCACAUGCAGUAUCUCACCAUCUUGGGUCUAUCCCUGGCGACCAUCACAAUGACUCUUGCUUUACUUGCCGAUAUCACGCUAUCUCCACGUAUCUUUGCCGUCAAGAACGCUUUCGCUCUCACCUCCGCCCCAAUGGAAGUUCUCAUCUCCGCUCUCUACUGGGGCCUUCGUGCUUACGAUACAAGUCUGGUGCUCCCCGACUGGGCGCCUCGGCUUGCUCUUUCUGCAGAUUUCGGCUUCCAUCUCUUCCCCACACUCUACCUCCUUAUCGACACCUGGUUGCUAUCUCCCCCACGCACAAUCCGCCUUGCACCUUCAUUGCUGCUCUCUCUCGUAAUCGCCUUCACUUACUGGUUCUGGAUCGAGCGCUGCUACCAGUUUAAUGGAUUUUAUCCAUAUCCCAUCUUCGCCCUACUCGACACUUCGCAACGCAUUGGGCUGUUCACCUUCAGCGCCGUUCUUAUGACCCUUUCUGGGACUUUCCUUGGUCAGCUGUAUGGCGUGAUGAAUGGCCACCUCGAUAAUAGUAAGAAGAGCCAGUAGGCAUCAGAUAGACAACCCGACUCCACUUAGCACAGAUCCAGCUGGAAACUCUUCCUUGUUUAUAGUAAACAUAUUAAGGCUUCAGGACUUAGGACGCAUAGCUGAAGCCUUAGAACGCAUACAACAUUUCAAGACUUUGGGGAAACUAGAGAUUAGAUAUGUGGGUCGGGUGUAACCAUAGAAUAGAUCUACCGUGUAUGUACUAAUCAUAAGCUCCAUGCAAGAACAACUGCCGUCGCACCGUGAUGCACCUUGCAUCACGAAUCCGAGCAAGGAUUGCGAGUAUCAACUCGUCUAGCAACGUUCUACACAACAUCGCAUCUAGAGCAUAAUGCCAGC